AUGAUUACUUGUCGAAUUUUUCUAUUAUUGUUAUUCUAUAUAUUUUCUGAUUUUGUAAAUGGUAAGAGAUUGAAAAAUGAUUUUCAUAGAACACUAAAUAUUCAAUUAAUUUUAAUUUUUUUGGAAUUUUUCAGGGGGGUUCAGAUUGAAAAAAAUUGGAUAAAAAGUAAAAAAAAAGAAGAAUAUUUAUUUUCUAGAAAUCUGAAACUCUAAAGUUUCCAAAUUAUUCUCAUUUUAUUAUGGAAAAAAUGAGGUUUUAAUUUUUUCAUUCAAAAUUUAUUUAAAUCCUGAUUUAGGAAGAUUCGACUCACAAAGAUUUAAAAGUCCGAGAAGUUAGGCUCAUUUGAGAUAGAAAGUUGCAAUUUUGAAUUUUUCCAACAGUAAAACACCGUGUAAAAUGAGUUGAGAAAAUGUGAAGAUGCAAAGGAUCUUAAAAUGAAAAAAAUCUAAAAAAAAAUAACCAAACUUAGUAAUAAAACCACAUUGGAAAUGGUUUUCUAGAAUUUUAUUCAAGAUUCAAGACCAAAAAUCAUUUCCGAUUGUUUUUUAGGAAUCAAUUCUGAGGGUCAAAUUGGUCAAACAUGCUUGCUUGAUGGAGAAAAACAAUGUCUACCAGAUAAUUCACAAUGUAUAGAAGGAAUUUGUAUGUGCUCCAGUUUUUAUAAAUUUAUCAAUGGAAGUUGUGUGACCGAGCAAAGUCAGUUUGUUUCAUCAUCAUAUUUCUUUCUCCAUUCAAUUCUAAUAAAAUUCCAGGCAAAACACUUGGUAAACAUUGUCGUGGCGGUGCGGAUUGUCGCGGUCAGGGUGAAUUCUGCUCAUCGUUUUCAAUUUGUAUGUGUUUGAGCACUCAUGUCGACGUCGGCAGUCAAUGUAAACCGGGUAAGUUGUGCAUUUACCGCAAAAUAAUCUUCUUUAACGGUUCACCUCACUUAAUAAGUAACCAAAUAGAGUAACUGAUUGUUGUUCAAAUAAUACAGAUACUUGCGGACGGCACUUUUGUUAUGUUCGGCUUUUGAUGGGGUUUGUUUUGACGAACUGGAUAAACAAAAAGUAACCAAUCACAAUAAAAAAUGUGCUAUAAGGAAAAUAAAACUAAUAUGAGUAAUUACAGUAAUCUACCCGGGACAAUUUGGAUGUGAAGAUUCAUUACAAUGCAACAAAGGUUUCCCUGGUGCAGAAUGCGAUGUUUCUCGAAUUUGCGUCUGCCCCCAUGGAAUGUUUGUUAAUCAGCAAACAUGUGUGAGCUCUGAACAUCCAUCUUCAAGAAAUGCUAUAAUUAAUGGUGAGUUCAUCUCUUCAACAAAAAAAUCCGAUCCAACUGAUAAGCUAUGACUCAUCUUCUCAUCAAUCAUUUUUCUGUCGUUUCAAAAAAAAUUGCUCUUGUCUCAUGAUUUCUUGUUUCGUUUUUCUCUCAUUCCAAAAAUCUUGCAAGCAAGAUGCGGUUAGCACUACUAAUAAUAUUAUGUCUAGGUUUGCUUUUGAAAAUUCGUUUUUUAAAACUUGAAUAUAUUUGUUUUUUAUAGAAUUAAUGCUGCAAAAUGUGAUAAUGGCAGAUCAUCGUCAAGUGAAUCGAUCUGAAAUGAAGGGAAACUUUUUCCGCAGAAGAAAUUAUGAUAACUCGCGAAGCUAUCAGAUUAGCCCAGAUGCUACUUGCUCAUAUGAUAAUCAAUGUGCUGGAUAUCCUUUGGCAAUUUGCAACAAUGUUUGUCAAUGUGUUAAAGGUGCAUUGAAUACUGGAACAACCUGCAUCACAUCAUCAGCUGGUAAUUUUUUUUGAAUAUAAUUUUUGAAUAGAAACGAGUGAACUUCAAGAAAAAAAAGCGAAAAGGAAAAAAAAAUCUGAUGAAUUUACUUUCAUGGAUAGAAAUUUUAAGGGUUCCCAGUUAAAAUCCUAGAUGAAACGACUUACUUCAAAUGCCUGCGGUUCCGUAGCCAAAUAAUAACUGUUUAGGUUAGAAAAACUUAAUCCGGGUCUCCAAAAUCCCGAUUUCCGGGUUCCCAAGGAAAAAAAAAGUAAAACAGCGACACUCGGCUUGCCUGUUGAUUAAUUUUCUCACACUGUUUGAGCGGAGUGUCGUUAGUUUAUUUUUACAAAAUUGCGCGUAGGAUUUUGUGUUUGCGGGCAUUCGGUGUUGACACACACUCUCAUUUUUUCCGUUCUUUCUUUAGGUUUUCGAUUUUCCAUUAUGCAGUGUUUUUUUUUAAUAAAAAAUAUGUGAUUUUUUUGCUAAUUUGGUUCAGUAAGAGUAAAUCGAUGAGAUUUUUCCUCAUUUUUUCUUAAAAAUCCACUCGCUUCUGUUUAUCUUGUUAUAUGUUGAAAAAAUCAACAAUAUAUACAAAAAAUUCCAAUUUUUUCACAGCUCUCCAAUCAUCAGUUUCGUGUCCAGCUGGUCAAACAUAUGUUCGAGAAGCUGGUGUUUGUAUGACGGUUCAACAGCCAGGAGAACCAUGUCAAUAUUCGCAACAAUGUUCAGCUUUAGAACCUGGUGCAUAUUGCUUGAAAAUGCGAUGUGAAUGUGUAUACGGAAUGAAAAAAUCGAGCAACGGUUGCACAUUUGUCAAUAAAGAUUGUAAAGAGAGAGGACAUAUAUUUAUCAGUGAACUUGGAGAAUGUCGCGAAGUGAUUCCACCUGGCGGAAAAGGAUGUUCACAUAACUCACAGUGCUCUGCAGCAUAUCCAGAUGCGACAUGUUUUAUGCAAACUUGCACGUGUCCACCAAAUCUUCCUGUUGCAGCUGACGGAACUUGUGGAAGAGCAUGUGGAGAUGGAUUUGUGUAUUCUGGUGUGACUGGAGAAUGUCUUCCGGAAGUUCAACCAGGUGGCACAUGUUUAUACUCUUCGCAAUGUCAAUCAACAUAUGGUGGAAUGGUUUGUGAUCAAAACACGUGUAGAUGUCCAAAUGGUUUGAUUUUUGAUGGAAUGAAAUGCUCACAAACCUGCCCGUCUUAUAAAAGAUUCACCGAGAAAAAUCAAUGUGUUGAAAUGUGCUCGUCAGGAAAUAUUGAUGUCAAUGGAGAAUGUUUGAAAAAAGUUGCGAUUGGUCAAGCCUGCGUUGCAAGUGCUCAAUGUACAUCGGGAAGUUUUUGCCAAAAAGGGAGCUGCCUUUGUGCUCCAGGAUUUUAUGUUGUUAACGAUCAAUGUCAAGCAGUGGAAGCUGAACCAAACACAAGUUGCUUGAACAAUGAAAAAUGCACAAAAGGUUCAGUUUGUUACAAUGGAAGAUGUACUUGUCCAAGAAAUCAUGAACUUGUCAACGGAUAUUGUCAAGCAAAUAGACCAGGUUGGUUUUUUAUUGCAUUCUGAAAAUAAAUUUCAUCUGCAUGCAAUACUAACAAAAAUUUUCAGCAGCUUACAAUUCUAAUAUAUAUAACCCAGCCCUUAAUAAUAUUCGACAAAUCCGCAUGAGAUUUGCAAGUCAUCCAAAGUCUUCAACUAAUGAAACUAACACAGAUUUAGGUUUGAUUUUGUCGAUAACUAAUUUGAAACUAGAUGUUUUUCUUCAGUUCCAAUUGGAAGUGCCUGUGUGCGAGUUGGUGUAAGUUGUGACGGUGGAUCGGUUUGCGUUGCUGGAAUCUGUGUUUGCCCUCUCGGAAAAACUCCAAGAAACGGAUUCUGUAUCAAACAUGUCACAACCCUCCCAGGAACAUCCUGUGCCGAUGGUGAAGAGUGUAUUGAGAAUAGUGUUUGUAGUGAAGAUCGAAUGGUUUGUGAAUGUAUCAGUCAAACACAAAUGGUUGUUGGCAAUCGUUGUGUUGAACGUCUCCGAUCACAUCCAGGAUAUGGUUGUACUAUGGGUGAAAUGUGUGUUGGAAAUUCGAUAUGUAACAAUGGAAAAUGUGAAUGUGCACCGGGAAAAGUUGAAAUCAAUAAAGUUUGUGUGGAUCAAGUGAAUGCAAGGAUCGGUGAGACUUGUGGUAAAGGAAUCAAUUGUCAAGGGGGAAGUUAUUGCAAUUUGGAAAAUGGAAAAUGUGCAUGUCCAAAAGGUCAACGAGAAAUCAGUGGAGAAUGCAAACAAGUUGUCUUGGCUUAUCCUGGAGAAUCGUGCACUGAAAUGACGGCUCGAUGUGCUGGAGGAUCAUAUUGUGUUCGAGGAAGAUGUGAAUGCCCAUUUAGUAUGACACUUGUAGAUAAAAAAUGCGUUGUUCAACAAACCGGUAAACUAUUUUCUCAUGAAAAAAAUUUAAAAACAAUAAAAAAUUUUCAGCAAAUCCUGGAGAAGGUUGUAAUGAGAACACUGCCUGCUCUGGAUUCUCGGUCUGUAAAGAUAAUACUUGCACCUGUGUGAAUGAGAUGGUUGUUCGAGACAAGGUGUGCAUUCAAAGAAGAAAAGUGAACAUUGGCUCAAGUUGUGAUAAAUACGAUCAAUGUCUUGGAAAUUCCAACUGCUAUGAAGACAUCUGUCAAUGUCCUACCGGCCACGUUGUCACAGGCAAUAUGUGUACCCCACGAAAAACUGUUACUCCAGGAUAUCUCUGUAAUCCAGAAGAUAUUUGCACAGGACAAUCGAUGUGUGUUAAAGGAGUUUGUCAAUGUAAACCAGGUUAUAAAGUGAUGCAUAAUAUUUGUGUGAAAAAUGUGAUUGGAUUGGAAGGAAGUGUGUGUUCAUCAAGAGAAGAUUGUGGAGAAACAUUGCAGUGUGAAAAUGGAUUAUGCUCGUGUCCAAAAGGAAUGUUCUCUGUUAAUGGGAAAUGCCGAAGUUACAGUAAGAAUUUUUCUUUCAAGAUUAAAAAAAAUAUUUUUUUUAUAUAAAAUUAACCUAUUCUAUAGCAAUUUUCAAAAAAUUUAUGGAAAAACUAUCAGAUUUGAUCUUAUUUUUUCAAUAUCCAGAAAAUAGUUUGUCCCUUGUCAUUUUCCAAAAAAAAAAGAAAAAAAACAACGAGACUCCGCGUUGACGACAACCUGCGUGGUUUGAAUUUAAUGGGUCUUAUUGAAUUUCGCUGAAUUUUUUCUCCGAACUAGAAAACAGUAAAACUAAUUUCAAGAUCUGAGAACAAUUGAGAUUUUUCCAAAAAAAAGUUAUACCAGAGUGUUGCUUUACUAAAAAAAAUAAAAUAAACAUAAUUUUUUUCCAGUUUCACUUGGCCAAACUUGCACAUCCGAUGAUCGCUGUUCGAACUCUGACGCAAUCUGUUUCGAAAAUUUAUGUACUUGUCGACCUGGUUAUGCUAUCAUAAAUGGUCAAUGUAAAAUCCCGCCACCAUCUGCACCAAUUCCAACACCAACAGAGCCUGAAGUAUUAGCGCAAAUGAAAGGUUAGUGAAUUUUUCUGGUGUUUUUUUCCUGAAUGCAUGUUUUUCUGUUUUAGCUGGUCAUAUUGGUCAUUUUUGUUCACUUGAUAACGAAUGUGUUGUGUCGAAUUCUCAUUGUGCUAGAAAUGUUUGUAUGUGUAGAGAUGGGUACCGUAUCUUUGGUUCAACUCAAUGUAUCCCAAAAAUCACCAAAUCCAAAGAGCGAAAAUCUAGCAAGCUUGUGAAUUUGGGUGAAGCUUGUGGAAAAUUAGAAAUCUGUCAAAAAGGCGCACUGUGUGUAGAAGACGUUUGUAAAUGUCCAGAAAACUUUGUUGAAAACAAUGGAGUUUGUGUGAAGAGUAACGCAACCAUCAGAGGUAAUCUUGGAGUUUUUUGAUUGAAAUUAGAUUUGUGUUUUAGUGAUUGUCCCACCCUUAUCUUCUUGUUUGAAUGGUGAAGUGUGCAGUGGGAAUAGUGAAUGUGUUCAUGGGUUGUGUUUCUGUAAAGAGGACUACACAUUAUUCAAUGGAAAAUGUCAGGCGUUAAAAAAAGUGGAGACUCUACGAAAAAUUGAGUCAGAAACAAAGAGAAUGCUGCCAACACCGCCACCCUCAACAACAACUACAUCGACCACAGAAAAACCGACAACUGCUACCACAAAAAUAUCACCGACUACCAAACCAACUACAUCUACCUCCACAACUUCAAAACCUCCGACAAUGAAUCCAACAGCUAUCAAAAUAUCGAUAAAGGUGUCUUCUUCAUCCACUUCUACAACAUCUACCACAGCUGCACCAUUCUGGUUCAAAAGUUUGUGAUACAUAUAAAAGUCCUUUCCUAAACUCAGUUUUUGUGUUUUGUUUUUUCAGUAGUAAAACCUGGACGCGCUUGUGAUUCUUUGAGUUUCUGUACAAAUUGUUCGGUGUGUAUUAGUGGUUUUUGUGUGUGUCCCGAAGGUUUGGAACUUCUUGGAGAGAAGUGUGUUAGUCAUAUUGAUGGUGUGUUUUUGUUUGGGGACAAGCUAAAUUUUUUUAAGUUUUAAAAAUCCCUGAAUGAUUUAUUGUAGCCCAACGAUGUGUUGCUUCGAACCAGUGUCCUUCUGGAGCUAAUUGUGUUCGCGGGGAAUGCAAAUGUAAACCUGGAUUGGGAUUGUCACGAUUAGGAUUCUGUAUACCAAUAAACUAUGGUAGAUUUGUUUUUCCUCUCACUAACCCUUUAACGAUUUUAAAUUUUUAGCUGACCCUGGAACUUCAUGUGCCCACGGUGAAAGAUGUCGAGGCGAAUCACAAUGUAUCGAUGGAAUUUGUGUGUGUAACAAUCCACUUUUACUAAAGGAAAAUAAAUGUGUUCGAUCGCCAAGAGGUUAGUAUUUUUUCAUGUUCAUGUUCAUGUUUUCUUAACCCUCACUCACACUGCAAAAAAAACAAUUCAAUUUUAAAAAAAUCACAUUUUUUCUCUAACCGCAUGCUUUUCGUUUAGUGAAACGUUAUAUUAACACAAAAUCACAUCGAAAAUUGCUGAAAUUCACGCCAAAGAAGCAGGCGAAAUUGGGAGAAUAUUGUUUUCGCGAUGAUCAGUGCGGUAUUCAGCGUCCUUGUUUGAAAAAUGUUUGCAAGUGUCCGAAAAAUUAUGUGCAAAGUGGCAAUUCGUGUGUUCCAAGAAUGUCAGGUUAGUCGAAUUUUUUUUGAAAGGUAUUUUCUGUUAAAAAAAUCUUUUAGUAAUUGGAACUAUUUCACUGCCCGGGGAAGCUUGUGGCUUUUGCAUCGGUGGUUCUUCAUGUCAAAACGGUAUUUGUAAAUGUGCUGAUGGUUAUUACAAACAACAAGAUUCUUGUGUUCGAUCUGAAGCGAAAAUUGGAGCGCCUUGUGGUUUGACAACAGGAUGUUCUUCUGGAUCGGAAUGUAUUUCUUCCUACUGUCAAUGUCGUGAACAAUAUGAUGCUGAUAACGAUGAAUGUUAUCCUCCGGAUGUUACACAAAUCAAAAGAGCAAAAUCCCUUGGAGCCAAAAAUAGUGGAGCCAGAAAAUUGAAUAGAGUUGUGAAUGGUAACGAAAAUAAAUUUUUUUUUGAAAAAAAUUUAAAUUUUUUCAGCAAACAGUGUUAUCUGCCCAAUAGGUUAUGAUUUGGUGAAUGGAAUGUGUGUGAAUAGUGAAAGUCUCUCAGUUAUCCAGCUUGCUGAACCUGGAGGUCCUUGUGAGGAUGGAAGAGUGCUGUGCACUGGCAAUUCGGUGUGUGCAAGCAAUAUCUGUAUUUGUCCCGGUGGCGAACUUGUUCAAAACGGAACUUGUGUUUCAAUAAGUUCUUACGCGAAUCCUGGAGAAGCUUGCAGUUUGAAUAACACAGUUUGCACCGGAAACUCAUUUUGCAUCGAUGGCGUUUGUAAAUGUAAUGCAAAUCAAGGAGCAAUCAACGGUGUCUGCUCGAAUAUGGGAAAUUCUCUAUGUGGACAAUCACAAUGUGGAAUGAAUCAAAUAUGUGUUCAAGAUAAUUGUCAAUGCCAAAAUGGAUAUACAUUUCAACAAGGAACCACUAAUUGUGUUCAAGUUGACACAUCAUCUUGCGGUAAUUGUGGGUCGAAUCAAGUUUGUAUCCAAGAUCAAUGCCAAUGCCAAACUGGUUUCAAUCGUUAUUGCAAUAGUAACAAUCAAUGUAGCUGUGUUCAAUGUGGAUCAAACCAAAUAUUUAUGCAAAAUCAGUGUCAAUGUCAACCAGGAUAUUAUGCUCCAGAAGGUAGUUGUUCCGCAACAAUGUCCAUGAUUUGUAAUUGUGUGCAAGCUCAACAAUCUUCGGGUUGUGUUUCAAACCAGCAGUGCGGUCAAAAUCAAUUAUGUGUUCAAAAUCAAUGUCAAUGUCAACAAGGUUAUUCAAAAUCCUCCUGUACAACUGAAGGUUGCAACUGUAUUGCGAACUGUAUCGGAAAUGGCUGCUCCGUUAACACACAACGUAAGUCGCACAGCGUCACGCGGAGUCUCGUUGUUUCACAUUCAUUUUUUUUGUUUGUCGAAAUCAACAAACCCAAAGAAACCGCGAGCAAGUUUAAUUUUUUUUUCUUUACAGCAUCCGGAUUACCUGGUCAAAUGUGUUCUGAAACAACACAAUGCCAAAACAACGCAAUGUGUAUGAAUAAUUAUUGUGUAUGCCCAUCAAAUCGAGUUCUCAGCGGCAAUUCAUGUGUCCAAUAUCUAGGAGAUGCUUCACCUGGACAAAGUUGUCAAACAGCUGGAAUCAUCUGCCGAGGAGGCUCGUCUUGCUAUAAUAAUGUUUGUCAAUGUGCCAAUGGGUUAUCACCACAAGGUGGAAGUUGUGCACCAGCUAUGGAAGUGCGCUUUACAAUUGUGCCCUAUAUCUACACAACUGCUCAGAACAUGUUUGAUUGUUAGUUUUGCAUAAAUAAUUCAAAAUUAAUCGAUUUUUUUACAGUAUUCCCUGGCCAAUCUUGCAACCCCAAUUGUGCUUUUCAACCAUGCCUUCAGAGAUGUUCUGGUGGAUCAACUUGUAGUAACUCAGUGUGCACAUGUCCACAAGGAAGUUAUGUGAACAAUAAUGCUUGUGUGAAUCAAAUUUCAUCGGAUAUGGUGGGUGAACUUUAUGAAUUCCGAUCAUCAUAAUAAAAAAAUAUUUCAGGGAGUUUAUACUAGAACUUCUCGCCCUGGUGAUGGUUGCGAUAACACGAUUGUUUGUACUGGUGGAAGUUCGUGUGUUAUUGGAACAUGUUCGUGUGAUAUGGGAUAUACACCAAGUUCGGAUAGAACAUCGUGUGUUCUUAUUGAUCGAGUUGGUCUAAAAUCAAGAUCAUAUCCAAAAUCGUUCUGCACUUUUGAUAAGGAUUGUAAAGAUGGUGCAAUUUGUAUUGAUAAACGAUGUAGUUGUAGAAUUGAUCAGGAAAUGAUCAACGGAAAAUGCCAGCCAGCGGUAAGCUCUUUUUUCUUUUGCUCCGAAAUUUAAAAGAAUUUUUUGAAUUUUUUGUUUCAGAAUCAACCCGGUUCUCGAUGUCACACUGAUUUCUGCAACAAUGGUGCUGAAUGUCAAAACGGUUAUUGUGUCUGCACCAAAACUCAUAACGCAAAUUCAACCCUUCACUGUGUUAAUGAGAAAACUCUUGCAUAUCCUGGAAGUGCUUGUCGAAAAAAUGAUCGAGAAUGUCAAAAUGGAUCGACUUGCUUGUUUGGUUACUGUGUUUAUCCAUCAGAUGAUAAAGAUCAGGAGUUGAAUCCGAACCCUGUUGAUUCAAAAAGUACUCAUCUCUGAAAACAAUUUUUUCAAAAACAAAAACCUGUCAUUUUUCAGAAGCCUGCAGUUCAUACAAAGAUUGUAAUCACUUGGAAACCUGCUCAAAAUCUGGAUUCUGCGAAUGCACUUUCAAUACUAAUUUAGUGAAUGGCGAAUGUGUUGCACGAUUUUAACCAUUUUUUUCUAACCAUUUUUGUAUAUUUUGAAAACUAAUAAAACUCAUUAACAUAAGAAGCAUUUUGAGAAUUCAGAUCCAGCUCCGCCAGUUCGUCGUCCAUCUGGCUUGACAGAAUGUCCGUUGGAUGGAAGUUGUCAACUUCCAAAUUGUUUCUGCACAAUGUAAGAUUAUUAAAAAUUCAUGGAACAUCUAUGCAUUAUAAACAAACGGAUUGUACUUUUUAUAGAACUUAUGAAACAUAUUAAAAUUUUUUUUUGAAAAGUAGCAUUUCAAAACAAAAAAAUCUGAAGUUAUGAAUAUUCCAGAUUUAAAAACAUUUUUUCCAGAACUGGUAAAACUCCACCAAACGAUAUGGAAAUCAAAAAAGUUCCACAAAUGAUAAUGCUUUCAUUUGACGAUCCAAUCACUGAUCGAAUUAUCAACACUCUCAAAUCAUUGUUCAGUGGAAAAAUCAGAAAUCCAAAUGGUUGUGCAAUCAAAGGAACUUUCUUCAUAUCUCAUCAAUGGAAUAAUUAUGAUCAGAGUCAAUGGUUAUACAGUAAAGGAAAUGAAAUUGGUGUCAAUUCUAUCACGUGGGUUUUUCAUUUUAUUUUGAAGAGUUAUACUCAUGAUAAAAACAUAUUUAUCCAAAUUAAAACAAAAACAUUGAUGUCAUUUUAUUUACUCACCCACAUUUUAUUUAGAAGAGAAGAUUUGUCGGAACGAACUAAAGAGAGAUGGUUGCGUGAGCAAAAUGGAAUGCGAGACACAUUAGCCGAAUUUAGUUAUAUUGAAAAAUCACAAAUUAUUGGAACUCGCGCACCUUCUUAUCGACUUGGGGGAGAUUUACAAUUUGAAAUGUUGUCUGAAAAUAAUUUUACCUUUGAUAAUUCAAUGUUGGUCAAUGGUUUGUAUUGGCCACAAACUUUGGAUCAUAAACUUCCAUGGGAAUGUGAAGGAAAAUGUCCACAAAGAUCAUAUAAAAAUGUAUGGGAGAUUCCAAUUCAAAAUAUGCAAGCUAAUGAUGGUAACUGGUAUACAACUUUAAGUCAAGCUCUCAAGGUAGGCUAUAUAUUUUUUUAAUUUUUAUUUAAAGAAAAAAACAUUUUUAUUUUUUAGCCAAGUGAUUCACGAGUUUCUGUUAAACAAAUGUUGAUGCGUAAUUUCUUGAGUAAUUACAAAUCAAAUCGCGCUCCGUUUGUGUUGACAUUGAGCACCGAUUUCUUGACAUAUCUUCCGGACAAUGGAGCGAUCUAUGCACUAGAAGAUUUUUUUGAAAGAGGUUGGUGAGAAAAAUUUUAUAUUUGAUUUUCAAAUUUUUAUCAGGUUGUGCAAAAAGAUGA
This is a messenger RNA of Caenorhabditis angaria, 10959 nucleotides long. Lineage: Eukaryota; Metazoa; Nematoda; Chromadorea; Rhabditida; Rhabditidae. The record is from the annotation of a GenBank genome assembly.